AUGGAGGCCCCACGAUUCCUCAACGAGAUUUCCCCUCAAGAUCAGGCAGAUCUUUCAUGGGUUCCUGAGGGGAUGGAUCCCAAUUCGUCCUACAGGCUUGCUAUGCGUGUGGGUGCUUAUGUGAAAUUUACUGAUGAUGGUGGUCGUGAGUACUGUCAGGCAUGUAACAUUCCUAGGAUUUUAGACCAGGAUAUGACAAAUUGGAAUGGCUUGCUGAUUGACAUUGGUACAAAAAUUAAUCUAAGCUCUAAACACAAGUUAUUCAAGGCUGAGGUAGAGAGGACCACUCAUGGCAGUUUGGUUGACAUUGAAUAUGAGCAAGAUAGGAAGAAGAUGAAAUUUACCAGAAUGUUUGUUGCCUUCAAAGCCAGUGUGGAUGGUUUUUUGAAUGGUUGCAGACCUUUUCUUGGUGUGGACUCCACCCAUUUGACUGGGAAAUGGAAGGGUCAACUUGCAUCUGCGACUGCUAUUGAUGGGAACAAUUGGAUGUUUUUAGUGUGUUAUGGUGUGUUUGGAUCAGAGACAACUGAAAAUUGGGCUUGGUUUUUUAGUAGACUUCAUCAAGCUAUUGGAUCACCUCCAGGCCUAGUGAUAUCAACUGAUGUAGGCAAGGGAAUUGAUUCUGCUGUUACUAAAGUCUUCAAAAGUGGGGUUGAGCAUAGAGAGUGCAUGAGGCACUUAGUUGCAAACUUCCAAAAGCGAUUUCGAGGCGAGGUCUUUGAGAAGCACUUGUGGCCAGCAUGUAGGGCUUUUUAA
This is a messenger RNA of Miscanthus lutarioriparius, 756 nucleotides long. Lineage: Eukaryota; Viridiplantae; Streptophyta; Magnoliopsida; Poales; Poaceae. The record is from the annotation of a GenBank genome assembly.